GUUCUGGUCAGUGAGGUGGAACUCGUAACUGCUUUCCUUCAAAAUGUUUGAUGUUCUUGAUAAGAGAAAAUGAGUGUUUAUUGCAUCCCAGUGAUGGAUAGAGUUAAAGCAUAGAGACCAUACAGCUUGUCUUCUUUUUGAAGGCCAGCAGAGAAAUACACAUAAAACCUGUGCUGCAACAACAAUGAGGGAAAGAAUGAAGAAAGAAGCUAUUUACUGAUGUCUCCCCAUGGCAAUAUCACCUUCUUCAUCCAGGAUAUCCCUCACAAAGAGGUAUUUGCUGCUUCAGGACAGAGAAGUGUCUCCUAGGGCUACCUGCACUUUGUUUCAAGGCUACUUCCAUCUCCUGUUGGCUCUCCCUGGCAGUCUUAGUUUUGCCCUUUUCCUUCCUCAUUUUCCUCCUUUCACUUCACUUUCCCCCACCCGCUUGCCUGCCCGGUUACUUUGCUCAAGCCCCUCCCUCCAGCUGCCCCUGCAGCCAUCACUCUCUAUCAGCUGCUUCCUGCUGCCCCUCCUUGUGCAGCUCCCUGUCUCAAAUUUGUCACCCAAUUUUCUGAUACUUGUAUUUCCAGCUAUUCAAAUCACCAAGUGCAGGGUCAUCCUUUACCUCCUCCCAGCACUGUCCUCUCCUCUUCGCACUCCCAACAGCUGCUAAGCUUUCUAAAGCUGCUUAGGUGUGCCAUUCCCCUCCCUUGGAAAGGCAGCAUGGCCCUCAGAAUGCUGCAGCUAGAGGAGGGCUAUUCUUGCCCCAAGGAUGAUGGAUUUACCUCAGUACUGCAUCAGCUGUGAACCCAGCUGCGUUCUCUCUCCCUAGCAGCAGCCUGGUUUCAUCUCUGAGGCAUGGUGCAUAGAGUAUUUCUCUGUUUCCCUUUUUUCCUUCUUCUUUGCCACUUCCUGGAAAGUUCAGCAGUGAUGGGAGACAAGUGCUUGCUGUUCCUGCUCACCACUAGUUUUUAGCAAUUAAGGAUCCCUCAGUACUUUUGCUCUACCAGCUGGGACAGUGGACUCCGGAAAUAGUGCUUCCACUGUUGCCUUACUGGGAGACCUGAGAUUAAGUCAUGUCUCUGUCUGUGCCAAGUUUACACUAUUUUCUGAUAAACUACUUUGAAAUCUUCCUGGAAGGAACUGCGUACUGAAAUUCAGGCUGAGCUUGACACUCAGGGUGCCAUUCAUUUACGUUGAUUCAUUGAUUCAUUUACCUACCCCUUCCUUCCCCUCACCGCUGUCCCCAGUUUCCUCAGAUAGAAACGUAGUUACCACACGUCUUUUGUGUUGCAUGAUUCAACUUGUGAUGUGUGAAGAAGGGGCAACCGCUUAGGAAAUGUCAUCUGUAAAAAAGGGGGGAUUCCACCUGCAGUGCUUUCCACAAUAGAAAGUAACAAGAAUUGUUGCUUUCACUGUGAACAUGUCUGGUGAGAACAAACAUUACUGAAAGGGACUUCACAAGGACAUCAGUACUUAACAGGGGGAGCUAGAAAUAAGCAGGAAGAUAGGGAGUGUACAUGGCUUCUGCUGGCACUCUUCUGCUCUGGCUUGUUGCACAAGCUUUUUUUGACUGACAAAUUCACCUAUAAGUCUGCCAGAUUGUAUCAGGGAUGGAAAAAGUCUGUUUGGUCUCCACAGGUGAGGGUUUUGUCAUUGGAAGCCCAGGACUGUAUGCCCUUUGUGAACUUGUAUAAUCUGAUUUAAGUGCCUCGUGCUUCACAUGGCAAAGCUGCCAUCACACAUUAACUGCUGGUGUAAUUCACCUGGGCAGCAGGUGAAACACAAUUCAUCUCUGAUCUCUCUUUUGCGUCAUUUCUAAGUAGUAUCACUGUUGAGCUUAUGUUUGACGUUUUUAUAACAAUGACAUGAAACAGAUUUAUAAUACACAGAGAAAUGCUCUUACAUUUUAUUUUAGCUUCUCAGAGAAGACUGGAAACUGAAAAAAAUUCAAACCUGAGCUAUGAGGGAGGUUGGUGGUGACUGAUCCUGCUUUUGCACGUCAUCUGGAAACUUCUGGAUCCUUCCACAACGCAGCAAUGCAUGACACAGGGGCAAUGCCAACAGCCAUUCAGAGAAACCUUUUGCAAUUUACUGUGAUUUUUUUUCUAGUUUGUUUACUAAGCCAAGACAUUGAACUACAUCUUCUUCAUAGCCUUCCCUGAUAUCAUGUCCAAAAGAGUUUCUUACAUUAUCUGUCUUUCUCAGAAAUGGAAUCACUUCUCUUACUUAACACCUUCAAAAUGCUUGCAUGUUUUCACUGUUAUUUCCCUAACCUCAUCUCACCCCACUUUUAAUUCCCUCUCUCCUGCUGUUUGCCUACAGAACAGUCUAUGCUACCACAGUUUGUCACCUUGGCAGUAUCAGAGGGCCACCAGGAUCUGAGCUUGUUUUGAAAAAUCAAACAGCAACACAACACUGGAACUACUAGACGCUGCAAAUGCUUGAAGAACUUCUCCUUCUGGCAGUCAGCUGAUGCCUCGAAGCAUGAGGUGUGAUAACUUUGGUAUUAGUGGAACGACAGGUUACUCAUUGUCAUUAUGGUAGCUAGCAACACAGAGCAGAGGAUGGUGGAAAAGCCUUUGGAAAGUAAGAAGUGUCUGCGAUUCAGCAGCUGCUGUGACUCACAGGGGGAUUUCACAUGGAAAUGACUGAAAGCAGACACAGAAGAAAGGCCUUCCAAAGCACUGGCUUGUUCAGAUAGUAUGAAAGAGCAGAGAUAAAGAUAAAACCCUUCCAUGAGGGCAGCAGAGCAACUGGGAAAGCAGCCCGUGCCCUCAGGGUGUUAUAUGAAUGGAAAAGAACUUGGCUCUGUAUUCAGAGCCAGCGUGCUUUCCUCCAGCACAUGAGCCACGGAUUGUAAUGUCAGAGCAGUAACACUCACUGUGCUGGGGAAGGCAGUGCCUCAAGAAGCAGCAAAGCACGUGCAUGGGGUGUGUGGAUGCUCCAAUGCAUGACUUCAAAGCAGACGUGCUGUGUGUGAACGUGCGGGUACAGAUGUGCCUGUAUGAUUUCUGUGCGUGUCUGUGCGAUGUGAGAACACCGGCCACGCUGGGUGGGUGAGCGAGGACCGCCUCUCCUCCUGGCUGUGUUGUCUGGCCGAACCUUGGCAGCAGGAGGAAAUCCCACCACUCUGAAGAAAUCAGAAACACGAAGCUCUUGGUUUUUAGUGCUGCCAGUCAGGUUUCUGUUCCCCCACCCACUGGCAUGAGGCAGCUCUGUCGUGAGGAAGCACGCUGUAACCCUGUGGCGUUCCUCUGGUCACGGUUAGUCAUCGUUUCCCCACAUGACAAAUCCGUUGAGUUCCCAAAACCGCCCUGCUGGCUGUCAGGCAGUGGCGUUGCGGUUACAGGUGCAGCCGCCCGAAUGGUGCCUGCCUCUCGCGUUGCUCCAUCACAGCAACCCAGCUGCACGCUGGGAGCGUUUUGGGAUGACUCCUCUCUUCUCCCCAGGAGCGAGCAGUGUUGGGGGGGCUCUGCCAGUUGCCCUCCCAAACACCGGCGGCACGCUUUACGAGGACAGCUUCCUAUGCGCGCUAUCGCCCACCCGCAGGCUGCGCUCCCUGCAGGUCCCGCUCUCUCAGCCCCGCCCGGUUCUCACUGGCGCCCCGAGGCGGGAGCCGUGCCGCCCCGCGCCUGCAUGUAAAUCAGCGUGGAACGGCGGGUGCUGAUUGGCUGCGGCGCACAGUGGCGGCGCCACCCUCGGCGAGGACAGGAGCCGGUGGUGGGGGGCUGCAGCCAGGUGCGCUGCUGGAACCGUCGCUCUGCCGGUUCGCUCGCUACGCUUUCUGCUUCAUCGGCAGCACCAUGACCGUCACACGGCUGGACCAGGGGCAGCGCUACCGCCCGCGGAUGGCCUUCCUGAAAAAGAUUGAAGCACUCAUAAUGGAGAUGCAGAAUCCAGACACGGGCAUCAAGAUGCAGACUCAGAGGGUGAUGAUCACAAACAUCCCACAUGCUGUGGCAGGUAAUGAUAUAUUUCAGUGGAUUCUCCAGCGUUUACAGAUCACUAAUGAAGAGGCAUUGCACCUGGGGGACCUGUUUGUCAAAUAUGGCUACAUCUACCCUCUUCAGGAGCCAAAGAAUCUCACCCUCAGGACAGAUGGCAGCCUGUACAGGUUUCAAACCCCAUAUUUCUGGCCCGCACAAAACUGGCCUGCUGAUGACACCGACUAUGCAAUUUACCUAGCAAAGAAGAACAUUAAGAGGAAAGGGAUUUUAGAAGAAUAUGAAAAGGAACAUUACAACAUGCUCAAUAAAAAAAUAAACUACAAGUGGGAUUUUGUUAUUAUGCAGGCCAAAGAGCAGUAUAAGGCAGGAAAGGAGAGGAAGAAGGCGGACAGGUACGCGCUGGAUUGCCAGGAGAGAGCCUACUGGCUUGUGAACAGAACUCCUCCCGGCAUGCUGGAUGUCCUAGAAUAUGGGAUAGACCGUGUAACAGAUCCCCGUGAAGAUAAGGUAAACCAGAAAAAAACAAUGGAUGUUUAUAGGAGAGAGAUUAUGUACUAUCAGCAGGCCAUCAUGAAAUCCAGAGUGAAAUCUUCUGUCUCCCUUGGAGGGCUUGUGAAGUACUCUGAGCAGUUUCUCUCCAAUGAUCCUAUCCUGUCUGGAUGUCUCCCUAGCAACCCCUGGAUAACAGAUGACCCUGAUUUCUGGGAUCUCAAUGCAAAGCUAGUGGAAAUCCCCACCAGAAUGCGUGUGGAGCGAUGGGCUUUUAAUUUCAGCGAGCUGAUACGGGACCCAAAAGGUCGGCAGAACUUCCAGCUCUUCCUGAAGAAGGAGUUCAGCGGAGAGAACCUGAGUUUCUGGGAAGCCUGUGAGGAUCUCAAAUAUGGAGACCAGUCCAAGGUCAAAGAAAAAGCAGAAGAAAUUUACAAGCUCUUCCUCGCUCCAGGAGCUAGGCGCUGGAUUAACAUCGAUGGCACAACAAUGGGCAUCACGGUGAAAGGCCUCAAGCACCCUCAUCGCUAUGUUUUAGAUGCUGCUCAGACCCACAUUUACAUGCUGAUGAAAAAGGACUCCUAUGGCCGCUAUUUAAAGUCUCCAGUAUACAAGGAAAUGCUGGCCAAGGCUGUUGUGCCACAAGAAACUGUCAAAAAAAGUUCCAAUUUCCCAUUUGGACGCCGUCAUCUCCGCUCCAGCCCCAGCCCCAUCAUCCUGAGGCAGCAGGAGGAAGAAGCCAAAGCCAAAGAAGCUGCUGCCACCGUGGACAUCACACAGGUCAUGAGCAAGCUGGAUCGGAGGAGCCAGCUCAAGCAGGAGCCUCCUAAGUAGGCUCUGAGCCCUGCAGGGCACAGCGCAGGGAAAAGACAAGCUGAGGCUGGUGUUGAGCUUCGUCUCCCUUUCCUGAAGGUGUCAGUGCUGCUUUAGGUUUCCCAGGCCAGCUCUGCCAGCAGCCUGCUUCCUGCAUGUUGCCAUGGCUUCUACAGCAGAUGUCACUUCCCAGGCACAUCAGGCAUGGGAAUGCUCCUGGAGGCCAGGCUGCUGGCUGUGCUGGAUUCACAGCAUGGGGCCAAAAAUCCCUCUGUGCACACCAUGACAGGGGAUGCCUUCUAGCUGCCCCAAGCCCCAGGAGACUGGGCAGCCUGUGUGCCUCUCCCUGUCUUCUGCUCCUCUAGCAGCUGGGAUGGCACAAGGUAGAGUGAAGCUGUGCUGUCUCAGUCCUCUGGGUUGAUACCGACCUUCUUUGGAGCAGCAGUUGAAGACUCUCCAGGGAGCAGAGCAAAGCACCCUAUGUCAGAAUGUGUCCAUGCUGAUAUCCAUCCUCUCAGCAGGAUGUGCACCCUCCUAUGGUGUGCAUCCACUGAGAGGAGUGGUCACAUAAAUUCUCCAUCUGCUCUAAGGCACUUCAAGUAUCCUGCACCUCCAAAUCAGUGCAGAGGAGCUGUAGGCAGAAGAGUGGGAUAGGCUUCUUGUGAGAACAGUACAAGGAGCAUUUCUGAAAGUUUGGAUAUCUCUUUGAAUUGUAAUGACAAUCCCAAGUCCCCCUGGCACACUGGAGAUCAGUGAAAAGCUCUGCUCUCUCUCCAUUACCCUGCAGACAAUGAGCUAGGUGUGCAGGUUUAGAGCUGUCUCUCACAGGAGCUUGCAGGAGUGCUUGAGAGAUGCUACCAUAUUUUUGUGUUUCUUUUAUCAGGUCCUUUCUGCCUCUUGUCUUGUCUUUUUCCUGCUAUUCUAUUUUCUGUAAAAUAAAAAAUAAAAAAAUAACAGGAGGUAGUUCCAGUUGUCACUGGUUUGUAGCCCAGAGGCAAAGAAGAGCCAGGGCAGAGGUGUUAAGAGCUGGUUUCAAGUUUAAGUAGUGAUUUUUUGUUGUUCUUUUUUUUUUGUUUCUUUUUUCCCCAUUUCUACUGUCUCUUUUGCUCCUUAGAAUAGGAAAUCUAAACAAUUAUGUUAGCACUAAAGAGCUUGGGGAGAUUCCAGGCUUUGCUGGGAAACCCCUGCCUGUCUGGACUAGGCUGAUGAUUAUCAGAACUGGGAAGAUUCCUGCAAAGCUCAGUAAAGGCAGUGGGGGUGGGGAGGCAGAAAAUCUUGUUUGUUAGAAGCUAGGGGAAGCAGAGGAACUGGAUGGGAAGAACUGAAGUACAGGAAAGUUCUUAACUCCUCUUGGUAUUGUUCAUCCAUUUUUACAACUGGAAUGAAAUUGCAGAAAAAUGAAGGUAGAGAAACCUGGGUGUGAGUGGAAACUCUUAGGUGCAUAUAGACCAACUUCUCACUGAGAGGGAGCCAGCCAGGCCUUCGUUUUGCAGCUGAGCUAUGGGAGAUUUUCAUGACCUUGUUAACCUAAUGGUGAUAUAACGUUUUUAGAGGAAUUGAAAUCAAGUUGUACGAGUCUUUUGCUCUGAUGUCAAGGCCUGCUUGCUAAAUCUCUGUUCAUGUUCCCAAAGGAAUCAAUGGUAAAUUUUGCAGUGCCAUAAGGGGGAGCAGACUCAGAUGUAAAUGCUUAAAACACAAGGCUUGUUUACACGAGGUACUGAGCACCAUCAGCUUACCUUGACAAGAGAGCACUGAAGAGCUUGGCAGGGUUGGUUUAAAGCUGUUUGGAUGUGAUGAGCUCUACACUCUUCAGAGCUUGUGUAACAUGGAGCACUGAACGUGUUGGGAUUGCCAGUAGUAGUAACAUAUGGAAGAUCAAGUCAGGAUAUCAAUAAUAAAUAACAAAUCUGUGUGUUCCA
Molecule: messenger RNA, 7153 nt
Organism: Phasianus colchicus (ring-necked pheasant)
Lineage: Eukaryota; Metazoa; Chordata; Aves; Galliformes; Phasianidae
Gene: RGS9
Product: regulator of G protein signaling 9
Biological process (GO): G protein-coupled receptor signaling pathway; positive regulation of GTPase activity; intracellular signal transduction
Cellular component (GO): plasma membrane; cytoplasm; neuron projection
Molecular function (GO): GTPase activator activity
Source: RefSeq, a predicted model, not a curated record